Messenger RNA from Gaeumannomyces tritici R3-111a-1, 1905 nucleotides. RefSeq lists its product as hypothetical. Bases 1 to 1905 code for a protein of 634 amino acids. The record is from RefSeq and is a predicted model, not a curated record. Lineage: Eukaryota; Fungi; Ascomycota; Sordariomycetes; Magnaporthales; Magnaporthaceae. The transcript is spliced from 4 exons. Gene Ontology annotation, molecular function: DNA binding.
AUGGGGUUGUCCAGGGAGCCACGCAGUCCUUCGGGCUUCAACAGCUGCGUUGCGACGAAUCUCGGUUGGCCCGCUUUGAGUGGACCACCAGCUUCGCGAGCUCAGAAGCGCAAACACGAGCCGCCAGACGCGUCGCAAGAUGUCGCCGACGCGUCAAUUGCCCGGGCUAGGCGCGCGAUGAGGCGCCAGCCCACCACUGCCCAGACUGCUCCCGCCGAAACGGAAUCCGGAGACACAGCGCGCUCCCACAAGCGACAUCGUUCGAACCAGACCGUGGACCCCGCCCUCGACGAUAGCAUAGUUGAUGCCACCAAGCCGAGGAAGAGGGGUAGGCCAUCCCGCGCCGCGCCUGUUGUGGAUGAUGAUGUAACCCCUGCUGCUGCUGCCGCUGCUGCGCCAAAGAGAAGAGGCAGGCCAUCAACGAAACCCACCACCGCUACCGAACCCGAACCGCGCCCCGAGCCUGACCCUCCCCCGCCGCACGCAAAAGAGCCGGACGAUGUGCCUCGCGGGGGCAAGCAACGGGGCAGGAAGAAGGCGUCGGCAGUGACUCGGGAGGAAGCGGAGGAAGCUGAUGUCUCCCAGGAGGCUGGAAAGGCCGGAGCCCCGUACAGGCGAUCCAAGAGGUCGUCCCAAACGUCGGGCGCCAACACCUCCGCCCCGGGACCAGAUAAUCCAGCCGAGUUAUUGUCCGCCGAAGCAGCAGGCGCCUCUAAGAGAAAGCGCGGCCGGCCCUCUCUCUCUAGCCUUGCUAUACAAGAGACCCAGAACCAGAGGCCCUCGUCCCCAGGACCACAACAAGGUCCAAAGAAGAAACGCGGGCGUCCAUCCUUGAUUGGACAGCAGGCUAGGGAACCGCCAGAAGCAGAAGUGGCAGAAGGAUCUCAGACAGCGGAUCCUGAUGCGGCGACCGCGCAGGACAGACAGCCCACUCGCAGACGCCAGCGUCGAUCAGAACCAGAGGCCGCAGGCAACCAAGAGCAGAGUCAAGGGGCGGCGGAGGCAGAUGCAGAGCCAGAAUCCACUGCCCGCCCCAGGAAAAAGCGGCCAUCAACACAGGCCGCAGAUGCGGCAGAAGAGGAGGCCGGCGGGCACCCAGGGCCAACAUUCGACUCCAAAUACCAGUACAUCCAGGAGUGCAUGCAGCUGGUGCCACGAUCGAAGAUCGCCGCCAAGUGGGGCCCGCUUGAUGCGGCUUCCAUCGACGCCGUGCGGGCCAUGUUGCUUGAUGCCCAGCGCCCCGUCCUAUACCACCUCCGCGACACCCAAAGACGCCAAGAGGCUGCCUCCUCUAUCCUCUCGGCGGUGUGCGGGAGGAUCCAGAGAAAACUGGGGAGGGGUUUGCCAUUCCCACCACCUGCGUUUGCCGCAGGAGGGGCUGGCCGCGGUGCAUCCGCGUCAGCAGGCCAGCUCAGGUCCGGCCAUGAGAUCGAGCUGGAUUACGAGCGGGCCGUGGACGCGGCCCAGGCGCUCGAGGAUCAGCUCAAUCCUUCCCUCCAUGCCGUGGAGCUGCUCAAGGCCGAGAUAGAGAAGGAGGAGCGCCUGCUGGAAAAUGACUACAAGGUCCUGCGGCAGCUAGAGACAAACGCACGAGACGAGGCGCGAGAAUGGAAGAAGAACCUAAGAACGUCUCACGUAUUGGCGCCAGACGUUCAAAGCCGCGAGCCUCCCACUAUUGGCCUGAUCUUGGCUGAGAGACAGUCAGGCGGGCUUUACAAGGAUCUGGACGACAAGGAGCUUCUUGGGCUCUCGCAACAGAUGAAUAACCACCUGGAUAGCAUGAGGGGGAACCUGCAGCAAAUCGGCCCUCUUCUACCAGCCAUCACGAAAAGCAAGGCGGCGCUCCACGAGGUGCUGCUGCGGCAUUUGGAUCCGGGCCAGUGUGAUGCUGUUCUACUCGGUUGA